AAAAUAAAAUCAAAUUGCGAACGGAUAAAGUGAUAAACCGGCCAUUUUCCAACUCCCACACUCCCAUCUCAAAACCCCCAAAUUCCUGGAGCUUUUGGCGAUAAUGGCUUCCACAUCCUCAUCAUCAUCUCUAUUAUUCACAAGCUUUUUGCAAAAACCCACAAAUACCUCGACGACCCACCUCUCGGAACUCAAUUUCCGGUCCCUCAAACAACAAAUUAUCUCUUUAAAGUUCACUCGCAAAUUGCCUGUUGCCUUGAAUCCCAGAAGACUCAAUGCAGUGGCCGAGGACACUUCAGUAUCUACUACAGACCCGUCAAUCGAGUCCGCAAGAAGACUGUAUGUGGGCAACAUUCCGCGGACCGUUAAGAAUGAUGAGCUCCGGAAAAUUGUUGAAGAGCAUGGAGCUGUUGAAAAGGCCGAGGUAAUGUAUGAUAAGUACUCUGGAAGGAGUAGACGGUUUGCUUUUGUAACAAUGAAGACUGCUGAGGAUGCAAAUGCUGCUAUUGAAAAGCUAAAUGGCACAGAAAUUGGAGGACGGUCAAUCAAAGUUAAUAUAACGGAAAAACCAUUGCAAUCUAUGGAUUUGCCAGUUCUUCAGUCACAAGAAUCCCAAUUUGUUGACAGUCCCUACAAAGUUUACGUGGGCAAUCUUGCAAAGACUGUAACCACAGACUCACUCAAAAACUUUUUUUCAGGGAAAGGGAACGUUCUCAGUGCAAAGGUAUCCCGAGUUCCAGGAACCUCAAAAUCCAGUGGUUAUGGAUUUGUUAGUUUCUCUUCUGAAGAGGACGUGGACACAGCCAUAUCAUCUCUUAAUAAUGCGGUGCUUGAAGGGCAGAAGAUUCGGGUCAAUAAAGCCUAGAAUUAGAAAAGAGAGGCUCAAGGGCAAUAUUUUUGUUUCAUGUUUAGAUCUUUUAAUCUCGAAUGUAAUUUGGAUUUCGCGCAUGCCACUAAUGUCUACCAUGGUCCGAGUUUAAUUUGAAUAAAAACAAGAGCAAAUUCGGAAUCA
Molecule: messenger RNA, 1012 nt
Organism: Olea europaea var. sylvestris
Lineage: Eukaryota; Viridiplantae; Streptophyta; Magnoliopsida; Lamiales; Oleaceae
Product: 30S ribosomal protein 2, chloroplastic
Exons: 4
Coding region: 104-865 (253 amino acids)
Cellular component (GO): cytosol
Molecular function (GO): mRNA binding
Source: RefSeq, a predicted model, not a curated record